GCAUGUCCGACUCCGACCUCUUUGAAACCCCAUCCAUACAAUAUAUACACCAUACGCAUUCACCACCACCCCAAUCCCACCCUACCCUUCCCUCAGCCCCCCUCCCAUCUCAACAUGUCCUCGCACCACCCCGACCCCGACCCCCACGCCCACGCCCCCUCCGACACCGAAACCUACGACCACCUCUCCCAAAACGACAACUCCUCGCCCUCUCCCUCUCCCUCCCCACCCUCGACCUCCUCCUCCCCGCUCAUAUUAUACAAACCGCCCACCAUCUGGGGCCUCCUGCGCGGCGCGGUCAUCAACCUCUUCCUGCCAUUCGUGAACGGCCUGAUGCUGGGGUUCGGCGAACUCGUGGCUAAUGAGAUGGCGUUUCGGUUGGGGUGGAGCGGGACAAAGAUAUUUCCCUCGCAUCGAGGCGAGUCGAGACGGGUGGGUCCGGGCGUUGAGAUGCGCGCUGCUCCCGUUGAGCGGAGGAGGAGAAGCGGCGAGGAGUUGGAUAUGUAUACGGCCUUGGAAUAAGGGAUUCGCAAAGAUAUGAAGGAGAAAAGCGGCGCAGCAAGGGAUGGAUGGGCCGUUGACGUUGUAGAACAAUGAUGGCUUCACGUGGUUGGUUGAGCCGUGUCUAAGAUACCAGGGGUGUAUGCCAAACCCGCGGCAUAUGUUAUAGAAGAGAUUAAGCAUUGCAAAGCUGUAUAUAUAUAUUCAUUGCCGAAAGGAUGGUUGAGAGGUGACAAAUCAAACAAUAGGGAUAUGAGACUACAGUGCAACUAGAAUAGAGCUAGAUAUAUAUUCACUCUAGAUAACCCAAACACUAUAUUUACAUCGUCA
Messenger RNA from Westerdykella ornata, 831 nucleotides. Its product is annotated as TOM13-domain-containing protein. The record is from RefSeq and is a predicted model, not a curated record. Lineage: Eukaryota; Fungi; Ascomycota; Dothideomycetes; Pleosporales; Sporormiaceae. The transcript has 2 exons. Gene Ontology annotation, cellular component: mitochondrial outer membrane. Gene Ontology annotation, biological process: protein insertion into mitochondrial outer membrane; mitochondrial outer membrane translocase complex assembly. The coding region runs from base 115 to 522 and encodes 135 amino acids.